Molecule: messenger RNA, 414 nt
Organism: Rhizopus microsporus ATCC 52813
Lineage: Eukaryota; Fungi; Mucoromycota; Mucoromycetes; Mucorales; Rhizopodaceae
Exons: 4
Coding region: 1-414 (137 amino acids)
Source: RefSeq, a predicted model, not a curated record
AUGUCUGAUAGAUGUCCUACAUCAGCAAACGCUGGAAUUUCACAAGUGCGAUUCAAAAUUGAAAAAGAAAUAUUUGAUAUUAUUACGGAAGUAUUCAGGGACAUUGAUGAUAUUCCUGAUUGCACUGUCAUCUACGAAAGAAGGUUUAAGAGUAUUUCCGGUUUCGCCGAGGUGAAGGCAGAAUGUAAGAAGAAGGAUUCAUUGUGUACCCAUCAGGAUUUGCUACGGUUAUCAUUGUUUGGUACACAUGCAAUUGAAGAGUACAAUGCCAAAUGCAUCUUACUUGUACAGGUCAUAGGUCCUGCCAUAACCUACUAUGGAUGUGUAGAACACACAAAUGGCUCAAAGAUUAUUUUCGAAAUAUCAAAGAUCAAAAUCCCACUGUCAAUUCAAGACUUUGUUAUGAAGCUUUAA